AUGGAAUUGUUAGAAUUUCAGCAAAAACUAGAAGCUGCUCGUGAUAAGAUUGGUCCACAAAGUGGUGUGCCUCCUCCUGUUCCAGGUAUUGUCCCUUCAGGAAUGCCAAAACCACCAAUACUGCUGUCACCACCACCCCCACUGCCGCCACCGCCACCACCACCACAAAGUGGAAUUGUAUCACCACCUCCACCGCCUCCAGGGCUUGUAAUGCUUCCUAACACACCACUACCACCGUCGCCUCCCGGAUUAUUUCAACCCGGUCUGCCACCACCACCUGGCAUAGCUGUUCCGAGCUAUAUGCCUCCGCCGCCAGGUGUUUCCCCGCCACCUAUGCCUUCCACAACAACAGCAGUCACUGAUGGAGAACCGGAGGCGAAAAGACCAAGAGAAUAA
Molecule: messenger RNA, 396 nt
Organism: Trichobilharzia regenti
Lineage: Eukaryota; Metazoa; Platyhelminthes; Trematoda; Strigeidida; Schistosomatidae
Source: the annotation of a GenBank genome assembly